Molecule: messenger RNA, 1337 nt
Organism: Neolamprologus brichardi
Lineage: Eukaryota; Metazoa; Chordata; Actinopteri; Cichliformes; Cichlidae
Source: RefSeq, a predicted model, not a curated record
GAAAAAUCUUAGCUUCGGGGUAUAUUUGAACAAUUUUUUGUUUGUUUGUUUGUUUUUUGCUAACUAGAAUGCGUUUAGGAUACAGUGUAUUUUACUAAGUGAGUGUACAUCGAGGAUAUCUCUGUAAUUUUGAGGCUAAAAAUAAUUACGGACCUUUUGACUACAAAACCCAGAAGGCAUGUGCUUUACGUCAUACGCAAUCACGUUAUUGUUAUGGGCUCCUGGAUUUAAAAGUGGAGUCGGAAGGUUUUCUGUGAGUAUCUCGAUUAGCGUUCAAAUGAGACAUGAACUGGGACAAUCAGCUGAGCUCUAUUCUGUCUGUAGCAGAUGGCAGUGUUGCAAAGAUGAGGGAGAGGUUGACGCCAACGGGGAAAUUCUUCAAAGGAGGCGAAGAUUUGUUUCCAGUGCGUGAGAGAGGUUGUGAUUCAGAUUCAGAUCCCCCUGCUCUUCCUCCUCGAGCACCACUUCUCCGACAGACUUCCUCAACUUUCAGUCCUGGUGUGCAGUGGGCAGACUUGGCUUCUGUCCAGUCACAGCUCCAGAUACAGAGCCAGGCGAUUGAUUCCCUCACCCAGAGGCUCCAUGAUUUGGAAAGGGAGAAGCACUCUCAGCAAUGUCACAUUCAGGUGCUUCAAGACGAGGUCCACAGGCUGCAUGAGGAGUUGAGAGAGAGGGAUAGACAAAGGGAGGAAUCGAGGAGAGGACAAAGCCCAGGAGCAGAGAGAAGGAUGGAGCAGUGGAGAAGAGAAGUUGGACGUGAGCUGAACAGUCUAAGGGGACACAUCACCCGAGCCACGUCGCUAGGCAACCUGGAGGAGAGUUUUACCUCAAAGCUCCGCCGAGAGGAGCUGGAACAGCUGCGCAGAGAAUUGGACCAGCUAAAAACACGGCUAAGGAGGCAGGAGGAGGACAUGUUUCUCCAGCAGGCACAGGCCAGGGAGACCAGGAGACUGUACGAACACAGCUGCAAGACUCUGGAGGAGCUGACAGACAGCUACAGAAUUCACAACACUGAUCUGACAAAGACAGUCUUACAGUAUUCCCACACACAGCAAGAGGUUCGCCAGAUCAGAUCAACUGUGUCAGAACUGAAGGAUGAGGUCAGAAGUCUCGUUCUCCGAGGAUGUGAACCAACAUCACCUCUGCCUUCAGCCCACACAUCAACUCUUCAUCAGAAGCCCAGAGCACGUCUGAGUAUUCAGUCCAGGCGGAGUGACUUUGCUGGUCCUGGAUCAGAUGUGGAUGGUGAUGACAACGAUGAUAAUGAUGGUGAUGAUGAUCUUGAAGAUGAUGUGAAUGCAGAUUUGGGAUCUGACCUAAGUCUUGAUGAGCUUUGA